Molecule: messenger RNA, 1217 nt
Organism: Xyrichtys novacula (pearly razorfish)
Lineage: Eukaryota; Metazoa; Chordata; Actinopteri; Labriformes; Labridae
Source: the annotation of a GenBank genome assembly
UAGGAGGGAUGAAGCCAGCAGAGAUCAGAUUCUCUCUACAGAGACCUCGACAGCACACUGAGACCAGACAUGGCGCCUACAAUCACUGCAGCAAUGACCAACUCUCAAGAGCAUCUCACUCUGACUCACAAGGUAAAUUCAAGACUCAACAAAAUUUCAAUUUUCUUAAUGACCAUUUAUCUUCAUGAGUGCCAAAACAUCAUUUUCAGAACAAAUGUAUUAAUCUUGUUUCCUCUUGUUUUUCAGCUGAGAAAGCCUCUGGUGGAGAAGCUUCGCAGAGAGCGAAUCAACAGCAGCAUUGAGCAGCUCAAGUCUCUCCUGGGUCCAGAGUUCCUCAAACAGCAGCCAGACUCCAAGCUGGAGAAAGCAGACAUCCUGGAGAUGACAGUUUGUGUCCUCAGACGACUCAAGCAGAAGAACCAAGCUCUGGACUCAGCAGCUGUCAAUCAGGGCUACUCCAGGUGUGUCCGAGAGGUGACACACUUCCUGUCCAGAGAGCAGGUCAACAUGAAGUCCCAGAUGAGAGUGCUGAACCACUUCAACAAGCUGCAGUCUUCCCCUGAGAAGAACCUGAAAGAGGCUAACUUGUGUCCUCUGAGCUCCACAGUCCAGACCAGCAUGACUAAAAAGAGUAGUCUCAUUAACAGCGCCCUCUGGAGGCCGUGGUAACCAACAAGCUGAUGGACUUUCGAACCCUUUCUCACACGCUGGUUGUCUUAUUUGAGAAGUUACUGCAUAUUUUAUGCAAUUUUCACCCUGAUUUCCUUUGGUAAAGGCUGAUUCUGUGUUUCUGUGAUAUUUGCAGACUGUUGAAUUAUUAUUUUCCUUUAUUUGAAAAGUUUUGAUCUCUUUCUGAAUCAGAUGUUACUCUGUGAAGUAAUCGUUCAAGUUCCCAGUGGGAAUAACUUAAUACAGUCAGUGACUGAUUAUUCCUCCAUGUAGGACUCUUCUAAUUUAACAUGUCAAACAUGUGUCUGAUUUAUAUGUGAUGUUCACAUCCUCUGUCUAUCUUCUGAUAUGUCUUUGGAUCUCUCUGCAUUUUUAGCAGAUGAUGUUUUUGUAUGAAAAUGUUCAUGAAGACAAACGUGCAGUUUUAUCACUCUGUGAGUGUCAGCACUCUUUCCUUCGGUGAAGGUUUCUGUUUGGAAAAAAAUAACAUGAAUGUAUCUCUUCAAGCCAAGUGAUGCGAAAUAAAACAAUCAGAAAAAACAAAAAAA